CUAGGGACAACAUGUGAGACCAAAAGUUUGCUAGGAAUGAACGUUGCUUCAAAUUGUCGUCAAGCUGUCCUCGUCACUUCUUUGACGUUCUUUCUGUGUUGCACAUUUGCAAUAUAGACAAACAAUUGCCUUGCAGCUCGUUUUCAGGACUCAUUACCUCACUUGGUCGAUGCCAUCUUCUCAGUUGAAAUAGUUUAAGGAAAACACGUGUCUACUUAUCUGAACAACCCCCAAUGUUUUCUCAAUAGAUCACUCAAAGUCCCAUCAUGGCACGAACCCGAGCCUGCAAAGCGCGUCCUAGACCCCCCUCUCGCAACACCAUCACCAGAGUGACUUCGGGACGUGGGUCUACAGUCGAGUCACUGCGUGCAUCGACAAUAUCCGUGGAAUAUGACAAGGGUAAGAGAGAUGACUUGCGCAACAUCGACGUAGAAGACAUCAACGUGAAAAUCAAGCAAGAAGAGGAAGACACAACAGAGACAAACGAUACAAGGAUAUCACCAAAGAGAGGAGCUCAGGAAAUGACACCGAAGUUUUCUAUAGCGAAGAAACAUAAAUUCUCUGCACCUGCUUCCGCCACUCGUCUCACGCGGUCCAAGACUUUGCCUGAUAGGAACGAAGCGAGUCGUACCCAGUCUGACAGUGAGUCAGAGAGUUCAGAGAGUGACAUCGAAACACGAUUACACACAAAGCUACGCUCUAUCAACUCGCCUCUUCACCUUCUACGCCCGUACAUGGCCUUCCAACUCUCUGUCUCUGGUCUUUCGGGCAAAGCAUACAACGCCGCACAAGCAUCGAUGAAGUCAGUCCUCGACGUAGCAGAAAGCUUUGAGAAGCAAUGUGGUGGGACAGUCACAAGGGCGCACGAAAGCCUUAGCAGUAGGAGCGGCGAUGAGUGUGAGGGGCGACAGCCUCAGACCAGACGAAAGCAUGGAGAAGGGAGACAGGUGUGCAAAGGCGCGAGGCUAGGAACAAAGAAGGACGACGACGUGUUACCGAGAAAACAGCAGGAACUGAAUGAACAAACGAGGAAGAGACUUGCACAAGAGCGAAAGCGAAGGGGAGGGGCAAGAUGGUAUCCGAGUGAAGAUGGUUACUCAUCCACUGGUUCCGGGUCCAUCUCGUCUUCCACCACCACCUCCGAAAUCGCAACAGAAAUAGCCAGCGACACCGAAGACGAAGCCAAAUACCCCCCGGUGAAGCAACCCUCUGUAUCGAGCACAACCUCAAUCUACGACUCACUCUGCGCAUCGACGACGGAUUUUGACCAGACCAGCUCGGAAGGCGAUGAGAGUGAUGUGAUUGAACGCCGCGACAAAAACGCACUGCGACGGCAAAAAGCGAGGCAGAAGAAGCGGAAUGCGUGGAAGAGGGAACAACUAGAAUCGGAGAGUGAAGUAGAAACGGGGGUGGGUGUUAUUGAGGAGACGGAAGAAGAGAAGACACCCAUGUUGACGGAAAUUGACUGUGGGAGGGAAGUCAUGGUAGAUUUCUGUCCCGUCGCAUGGUGA
This is a messenger RNA of Alternaria rosae, 1511 nucleotides long. RefSeq lists its product as uncharacterized. Bases 267 to 1511 code for a protein of 414 amino acids. Lineage: Eukaryota; Fungi; Ascomycota; Dothideomycetes; Pleosporales; Pleosporaceae. The transcript has 3 exons. The record is from RefSeq and is a predicted model, not a curated record.